This is a messenger RNA of Trematomus bernacchii (emerald rockcod), 4332 nucleotides long. Its product is annotated as NLR family CARD domain-containing protein 3-like. The record is from RefSeq and is a predicted model, not a curated record. The coding region runs from base 350 to 3556 and encodes 1068 amino acids. The transcript is spliced from 12 exons. Gene Ontology annotation, molecular function: protein binding. NCBI's taxonomy places the organism in Eukaryota, Metazoa, Chordata, Actinopteri, Perciformes, Nototheniidae.
CAGAUCUGUGUCUCCAGGCGUCCGCAGAGAGGAAGGAGAUCAGUCAAUACUGUGCGUCUGUGGAAACUCUUCAUCACAGCUUCACUAGGAUGCUAAUGAGAUCACGUCAACUGUCAGAGUGAACAUUUGUUUCUUGUGACUCAUGUGUUUUGAUGCUCUGAAGUUAUGAGGGAGUGACGGCGUCCUCAGAUCAGAUGCAGGCAGACACAGGACUGAUGAGGAUGAGAUGAGCAGAGAUACAUGAAGCAUGAAGGUGUUUCAAUUGACCUGAAGGACAUUCAGAAGGUACGACACCACAACAGAUCCACCAGGAAUCUACAGAGGACGUUUGAACCUGCCAACCUGCAAGAUGGAAACCACUGAUCCAAAGAUCCCCCAUGAGAGACCAGACUCUCCUGGACCUGGACCCAGCUGUGAUUCCAUGAAGAGUGAAGCCUCUAUACCUCUAUUUAUUACGUUUAAAGAUGGAGAGCAUAGUGAUGGACCAGGAGUUCAUCAGCAGAGAUCACAGAGUCCCGGAGGUCAGUCUGCCCAGCAGCAUCAAACUGACCUGGACUCCAUAUUUAUGCUGCUGGAGGAGAACAUUGGUACUUUUGUGAAGGACGAGCUGAAGAAGAUCCGGACAGUCCUGACUUCAGAUUACCCAGAAUGCUUAGAGAGUCAGAGGGAGGAUGAGGAGGUGUUGGAUGGUGAGGAUGAAGAGCAGAGGAGGAGCAGCAGAGAGGCAUUUCUGAACAUCUCACUGCACUUCCUGAGGAGCAUGAAGCAGGAGGAGCUGGCUGAGCGUCUGCAGAGCAGAACUGCUGCUGCAGCCUGCAGACGUAAACUCAAAUCCACCCUGAAGGAGAGGUUCCAGUGUGUGUUUGAGGGCAUUGCUAAAGCAGGAAACCCAACCCUUCUGAACCAGAUCUACACAGAGCUCUUCAUCACAGAGGGGGGGUCUGCAGAGGUCAAUGAUGAACAUGAGGUCAGACAGAUUGAAACUGCAUCCAGGAAACCACACAGACCAGAAACAACCAUCAGACAAGAAGACCUCUUUAAAGCGUCACCUGGAAGAGAUGCACCAAUCAGAGCAGUGAUGACAAAGGGCGUGGCUGGCAUUGGGAAAACAGUCUUAACACAGAAGUUCACUCUGGACUGGGCUGAAGGCAAAGCCAACCAGGACAUUCAGUUCACAUUUCCAUUCACCUUCAGAGAGCUGAAUGUGGUGAGAGAGAACAAGUACAGCUUGGUGGAACUUGUUCAUCACUUCUUCUCUGAAACCAGAGACGCAGGAAUCUGCAGGUUUGAUCAGUUCCCGGUCGUGUUCAUCUUUGACGGUCUGGAUGAGUGUCGACUUCCUCUGGACUUCCACAACACUGAGAUCCUGACUGACGUCACAGAGUCCACCUCAGUGGAUGUGCUGCUGACAAACCUCAUCAGGGGGAAGCUGCUUCCCUCUGCUCGCCUCUGGAUAACCACACGACCUGCAGCAGCCAAUCAGAUCCCUCCUGAGUGUGUGGACAUGGUGACAGAGGUCCGAGGGUUCACUGACCCACAGAAGGAGGAGUACUUCAGGAAGAGAUUCAGAGAUCAGGAGCAGGCCGGCACCAUCAUCUCCCACAUCAAGACCUCACGAAGCCUCCACAUCAUGUGCCACAUCCCAGUCUUCUGCUGGAUCUCUGCUACAGUUCUGGAGGAGGUGUUGAAAACCAGAGAGGGAGGAGAGCUGCCCGAGACCCUGACUGAGAUGUACAUCCACUUCCUGGUGGUUCAGUCCAAAGUGAAGAACAUCAAGUAUGAUGGAGGAGCUGAGACAGAUCCACACUGGAGUCCAGAGAGCAGGAAGAUGAUGGAGUCUCUGGGGAAACUGGCUUUUGAGCAGCUGCAGAAAGGCAACCUGAUCUUCUAUGAGUCCGACCUGACAGAGUGUGGCAUCGAUAUCACAGCAGCCUCAGUGUACUCAGGAGUGUUCACACAGGUCUUUAGAGAGGAGAGAGGACUGUACCAGGACAAGGUGUUCUGCUUCGUCCAUCUGAGCGUUCAGGAGUUUCUGGCUGCUCUUCAUGUCCACCUGACCUUCAUCAACUCUGGAGUCAACCUGCUGGCAGAAGAACCAACAACCUCCCAGAAGUCUGAAGUCAAACCUACACUAACAAAUCUCUACCAGAGUGCAGUGGACCAGGCCUUACAGAGUCCAAACGGACACCUGGACCUGUUCCUCCGCUUCCUCCUGGGUCUUUCUCUGCAGACCAAUCAGACUCUCCUACAAGGCCUGCUGACACAGACAGAAAGCAGCUCAGGGACUAACCAGGAAACAGCCCAGUACAUCAAGAAGAAGAUAGAAGAGGAUAUGUCUCCAGAGAGAAGCAUCAACCUGUUCCACUGUCUGAAUGAACUGGAUGAUCGUUCUCUAGUGGAGCAGAUCCAACAGUCCCUGAGAUCAGGAAGUCUCUCCACAGAUAAUCUGUCUCCUGCUCAGUGGUCAGCUCUGGUCUUCAUCUUACUGUCAUCAGGAGAAGAUCUGGACGUGUUUGACCUGAAGAAAUACUCUGCUUCAGAGGAGGCUCUUCUGAGGCUGCUGCCAGUGGUCAAAGCCUCCAACAAAGCCAUGCUGAGUGGCUGUAAGCUAUCAGAGAGAAGCUGUGAAGCUCUGUCCUCAGUCCUCAGCUCCCAGUCCUCUAGUCUGAGAGAGCUGGACCUGAGUAACAACGACCUGCAGGAUUCAGGAGUGAGGCGGCUGUCUUCAGGACUGCAGAGUCCACACUGUGAGCUGGAGACUCUCAAGCUCUCAGGCUGUCUGGUCACAAACAAAGGCUGUGCUUCUCUGGCCUCGGCUCUGAGCUACAACCCCUCUCAUCUGAGAGAGCUGGACCUGAGCUACAAUCAUCCAGGAGACUCAGGAGAGAAGAUGCUGUCUGUUAUAAAGGAGGACCCAGAAUGCAGACUGGAGACUCUCAGACUGGACCAUGGUGGAGAGCAGUGGUUAAAACCAGGUCUGAUGAAGUAUUCCUGUGAACUCACACUGGACCCAAACACAGCACACAGGAAACUCCAACUCUCUGACAGCAACAGGACGGUGACACGUGUGAGAGAGAAGCAGCCAUAUCCUGAUCAUCCAGAGAGGUUUGAUUUCUUGGAACAGCUGAUGUGUAGAGAAGCUCUGACUGGUCACUGUUACUGGGAGGUCGAGUGGAGCGGAGAGGUUGAUAUAUCAGUGACUUACAGAGGAAUCAGCAGCAGAGGAGGCAGGGAGGACUCUCAGUUUGGAUUGAAUGAUCAGUCCUGGAGUCUGAGAUGCUCUGAUGGUGGUUACUCUGUCUGGCACAAUAAGACAGUAACACACAUCUCCUCCUCCUCCUCCUCCUCCUCCUCCCCCCCCUCCUCAUCCUCCUCCUCCUCCUCUGGUAGAGUAGCAGUGUAUCUGGAUCAUCCUGCUGGCUCUCUCUCCUUCUACAGAGUCUCCUCUGACACACUGAUCCACCUCCACACCUUCAGAACCACAUCCACUGAACCUCUGUAUGCUGGGUUUGGGUUCAUGUCAGAUGACUCCUCAGUGUCUCUGUGUUCUCUGUAGGAGGAGACCACUUCCUGUCCAGUGGUCUGAAUGUUGAAGAUAUAGGAUUCACCUUGGUUAACAUUUGGCUCAAUGAUUGUGCGUAAUUGAAGAGGCAUUUAGUUAUUCUGCUCCAUAUGUCCGUGUGACAGAGAUGAUCUCAGGUGACAUAGAUCUCUUUACGCUUCAUAUGCUUCCUCAUUGGUGAAGCACAUUAUUUGCAUCACAUCUGAACAUUGGAUAUGCAUUCCUGGGUCACAGGAAAAUAUAGGCAGUUAUACAAUAAGUAAGAUUAAAAACAUAUGUUUCUUGUAACAAAUGCAGUUUGUUAACGUUAUAAUUGAAUUACACGUAUAUAGCAACACUUACGUCUGCUCUCCUGUCCGCCACUAGAAUAACAACAACCUCUUUGAAGGUUCCGGGUGGGAUUUAAUGAGCAGGAUGAUGCAGGGGGGGGGGGGCUGGAUAACUGCUACAUUUAUAUCUGCUGGAUUAUUUAAUGUUUGUUUGUUAAUUUGCAGUAAUGUUUGUUAUUGUUGAACUUGUCUUCAUCUUAAUUGUAAGCACAUGUCUGACUGUAGCACCCCUAUCAAUGGUACCUCCUAAAUAGUGGGGCUAUAAAAGCUCUUAGUGCCAUUGUUGGGUUGGUGUAGGUUGGUGACAGUCGGUGGUAUUGCAGAGUUGAAUUGUCCAGAAUCGUAGAGUACAGCAGGCCUGGCUAUUUGCCGUUCUCUUGUAAAUAGUUGUAAAUAUAGUGAACUGUGUAAAUAAAUGCCAACGCUGGCGAUUGGCUGGAU